GUGAUGCAAACUUUUACUGCUGCAGAGAGACGGCUGACAACCCACAACUCUGCUGGCGCAACAGCACUGGGCUCCGUGUUACAGACCUGCAGGUGAAGGUGAUUCCCACCACAGAGGGACAGACAGUAACACUGAUAUGUAGCACCAGCUGUUCUCUGACUGAAAACCCUGUAGUCUACAUGUGGUACAAGAACAACAAGUACCUCUAUGAGGACUGGUCUCCCUGGUACCACCAGCUGGUCAGCAGUGAGGAAGCAGUCACAUACUCCUGUGCUAUCAAAGGCUACAAGCGUCUCAGAGCUCCUGAAGUCUCAGUGGAUUCUGUCACAUCGACCUGCUUUACUGUGACCUAUGCUGAAGGGAGGAUGUGUUCUGAUUGGCAGACACCCUGCUCCAUCACAUAUCCCAGAGAAGUACAAGUUCAAAGGAAUUCUACAUCACUGACCUGCACCACCAGCUGUCCUGUGACCGACCCUGAACCUGCCUAUAGGUGGUACCAGAACAGACUAAGCCUCUCUGGGCGUCAACAGUUAACAAUUACUCGCUCUGCCGAAAGCUUCUCCUGUGCUGUAAAUGGCCUCAAGCAUCUGCUGUCUGCUGAAUUCUGUGUUGAGAACAGUAACUGCUUGAGCAUGAAUUACGUCAGAAGGAGAAUCUGUGCUCUGCGAGGCUCUUCAGUGAACAUUACAAGUGAAUACACGCAUCCCCACAACCAGCAGCCAACUUCUAAAUUAUGGUUUAAAAUAAAUAAAAAUGGGAAGGAAAAACCUGUAAAGUUGGCUGAGGCUGCACCUCAUGUGAAGUUUGAUGACAACAUGAAGAAUCAGCACAUCCUGAGAAUCAAUAAGCUGGAGAAGGAUGACUCAGCAGAAUACACAUUCAGACUCAAACGACCUAAUGGAGGAUGGAAAGACUCUGACUUUUCUGGAGUAACGCUGGUUGUCACAGGCCUGACAGUGAGGGUGCAUCCUGCAGAGGUGACAGAGGGCCAAAAUGUCACUCUGACCUGCAUUACCAGCUGUCCUCUGCCUCACAACACAACCUACAUCUGGUACUUGAACAGUCGACCUUUGACUGAGCCAAGAAAGCACAACAAGACACUGAUACUCUGUUCAGUCAGCAGUCAGCAUGCAGGAAGCUACUCCUGUGCUGUUGAAGGUGGCAUUACAUCUGACCUGCAGGUGAAGGUGAUUCCCACCACAGAGGGACAGACAGUAACACUGAUAUGUAGCACCAGCUGUCCUCUGACUGAAAACCCUGCAGUCUACAUCUGGUACAAGAACAACGACUUCCUCUAUCAGGACUGGUCUCCCUGGUACCACCAGCUGGUCAGCAGUGAGAAAGCAGUCAAAUACUCCUGUGCUAUCAAAGGCUAUGAGCAUCUCAGAGCUCCUAAAGUCUCAGUGGGUGAGUGA
Messenger RNA from Epinephelus lanceolatus (giant grouper), 1415 nucleotides. Lineage: Eukaryota; Metazoa; Chordata; Actinopteri; Perciformes; Serranidae. The record is from RefSeq and is a predicted model, not a curated record.